Messenger RNA from Rhea pennata, 5469 nucleotides. RefSeq names its product rho GTPase-activating protein 20-like. Bases 89 to 3451 code for a protein of 1120 amino acids. Gene Ontology annotation, molecular function: GTPase activator activity. Lineage: Eukaryota; Metazoa; Chordata; Aves; Rheiformes; Rheidae. The transcript has 15 exons. The record is from RefSeq and is a predicted model, not a curated record. Gene Ontology annotation, biological process: signal transduction; regulation of Rho protein signal transduction.
CCGCCGCGGCUGGAGCCUGGGCGCGCUGCAGCCGCUGCUCCGCGGGCAUGACCGCGGCAGCGCCCCGCCGGCGCCGCGGAGCCAGAAAAUGAAGCCCAUAGUCCAAAGAAGACGAUCUGCCCCUUCUGCCAUUACUAAAGCUCUCAGCAAGUCAAAAUACCAUCCCAGGGAAGCUACCUUUGCCCCUUCCCAUUCAGAUGAUGGGCUGCUGAGUGGGCUGUGCAGCAGCCCAGGCUCUACUUUCAUCCUGGACGAGCGAGUACAGCUAACCAUAGGCCUGCAGACCCAAGAGAGACACUUGAUUUUGUUAAGUGAUGCACUGAUCAUCGCCAAGUCCAAAUCAUCCUCCAGCUUGAAGCUCAAAAAGCAAGUGCACCUGAGUGAAAUAUGGACCAGCACCUGUCUCAGCGAAGUAACGGAGAAAAAGACAAGUCCUGAGAAUUCAUUUGUCAUUGGCUGGCCUACCAUCAACUAUGUUGUCACCUUCAGCUCAGCUGACGUGAAGGAACGAUGGCUCUCCACAUUACUGUGGCAUAUCAGUGAAACUAAACGGAAUGAAUAUCUGAAGACUCUAGCCCUUCAGAUCUUUGUGCAGGACGCCGAUAACUGUUCUUCUACUACCACAGUCAGAGUGUCCAAUGUGGAAACUGUAGACAGUGUGAUCAAGAAGACACUUGAACAGCUUGGAUUUCCUGGUAGAACAAAUGACCACCACCUCUGGGUGAUCUCAGGAAAAGAUGACUCUGCUUACCCUCUCAUUGGGCAUGAGCAUCCCUUCAGCAUCGCGUUGAACUGUCUCCAAAACUCUGUCGACCAGCAACAAGGAACCAACAAUAACAACCUCCUGGCUGAUGGGACAGAGGCUUCCCUCCUUGAUCAGCUCCCGAAGGAAAAACAGUGCCAGUUUGUCCUGAAGCCUAGGCUCCAAGCUUCAAUGCAGCUGCGUAGAGAAUCAUUGCAGAAACACACCAAGAGGAAGAAGUCCUUGAUUGACUGGGCCCUGCGCCGCAGUUCCAGUACGCCCACAGGCAGUCCUCCUUCCCAGUCACCUACCACCCCACGGAAACUCUUUGGCCUGUCUCUCUCCUCUGUCUGUCCAGAUGGGAUCCUUCCCAAGCCGAUCAUGGAUAUGCUGCUCCUGCUGUACCAUGAAGGUCCCUCUACCAGGGGCAUUUUCAGACGCUCUGCCAAUGCUAAGACUUGCAAGGAACUGAAAGAGAAACUGAACUCUGGAGAUGAUGUCCAUGUGGAUGGAGAGUCAGUCUUUGUUGCUGCGGCGAUCAUCACGGAUUUUCUCCGAAAUAUACCUGACAGUGUUCUAUCCUCAGACAUGCACGGACUGUGGAUGGAAGCUGUGGACACAGAAAAUCGGGCACAUAAGAUUGAAACCAUCAAAAGUCUCGUCAAUCAACUCCCAGAGGCCAACCUCCUUUUACUCAGACACCUCUUUGGAGUCCUACAUCACAUUGAGCAGAAUUCGGGCGUGAAUCAGAUGAAUGCCUUCAACCUGGCUCUUUGCAUAGCACCCAAUAUGCUAUGGCUACCUAGUCCCACUGGGCCUGAGGAGGAGAGCAAAUCUACAAAGAAGGUGGCCAUGUUAGUGCAAUUCCUGAUUGAAAACUCAGCAGAAAUCUUUGGAGGUGACAUUGCUUCCUUGUUUCAAAGACCAGACAAAAAGAAGUCUAAAAACUCAGAGGACUCCCUAGGAAUAGGCUUGGCUCAGCAUGAUGAUUCCUCCGAUGAGCUGGAGUUUACUGCUUGUGACCCACAAGGACUAAAACACCACCUAGUACCUGAAACAGAUGCCAUUUUUGAACCAUCCAGCAGCUUGUUACUGGAUGAGGAGCAGGAAGACUGGGACUUGUUCAGCGAGAUCACAGCUUGCUACCAAAGCAAAGCUCAGAAGAACGCCAGCGCAGACAGCUAUGACCUCCUGGAAGAAGAGGGCUCCUUCUGCUCCAUCGGCUCAAUACGCUCCCUCAGCCCAGCCAGGGACCGAUGCUCAUCAGAGCCCAGUGUCUGCCUCAGCUCCCAGCUUCCUGCCCAGAGCCAUGAGCCAGUGGCCCGUCAAUCCAGCUGCGAUGCCACCAUCAUGCACUGCCAUACCGACUACAUCCACAGGCUCAAGCAACUGCAGGUGGAAAGUCAGAAGUUGAUUGAUGAAGGUCUAAGCCCUGGGGUUAAUAAGGCCAGACAGAACUUCUGGCGAUCACCUCAGACCAGCUCUACAGUGAAGAAGCUCAGCCAUCAGAAAUCCAGUCUGUCCAACAGGUCCAGCUUUUCUAGCCUGUCCUCUACCACCACCUCCCCAUCUGCUUCAUCACUGAGCUCCUUAGACAGUGCUUUCUCCUACUGCUCAGAGUCAUCAGCUAUUAGUCCCACAGAUGUCUCAUCCCUGCCUUUCAUGUUUGGAACGUCUGCCAGGCUUCAUGCUGUGUCCCCCAAGGUUGCCAAGAGGUCCCUGAAAGAGUGGCACAAAUCCCUGACAUCUCCUUUGCCUUCACAUCCCUGUGACCUGGACACUUGCCAUGAGUGUGAACCCAAGGCUGCAGAGAGUGGCCAUUGCUCUGGGGAAAUGAAAAGUUUUGCAUCCAUCAGCAGAGCAGCCACAGGAAGCCUGCUAACUGAUACUGACUGGGAAGAAGAGGAGAGACAGCUGAGGUGUACAGGGGGCUUUGGCCCAGGGCUCAGGGGCCUGGAUUAUUUCAAGGAAUUUGAACAAAAUCCUGAGCAUCCAGCUCCCAGCCCAGCUGGUGAGAAUUCACCACAGCUUAGAUAUCAGCAGCAUAGGGAGAAGGCAGUGAAGCAUGUUGAGAUCAAAAGUGUUGAUGCCUCCCCUCCAAGCCAGGAAAGCCUGAAGCGCACCAAGAUAACUUUUUACAUGGCUCCAAAUAAAGAAAGCUCUUGGAGGUCUCCAGUGGAAGAGGAAGAGGAGAGAUUCCCAGUGAACACCAGCAGCAGUGACUCGGCCAGCAGCAGCAGCAGUGAGCAAAGCCUGGCCAAAAGCUUGCAGACUGUGAGAGUCCAUAUCCCCCAGACAGUUUUCUAUGGGCAGAACACCCCUCUGGUCCUCCAGUCCAUCUCCAGGCGCUACCACCAUGGACCAACAACCCCAAUCCUGAAGACAGAGCAAAAAGCGAGCCCCCAAAGUGCCUCCACUCCCAAGGAACUGGAGACCAAACCAGUGGAAACGGCGCAGGCGCCAAUCCAGAGCAAGGGUUUCAACACAUUCAGCCACACUAUCCGCAUCAUCCUCCCAGCUUCUAUUCGAAACACUGUCAGGGAAUAUUUCAAGCAUGAUGAAACCAAGAACUGCCAUGUGAUGGAGGCAGAAGCAGUGGAGAAUGAACUACUUCGGAGCAGGGUGGAGUGGCUCAGGAACCAGCCACCAACAGAGGUGGCCACAGAGGAGCAUGAUACAGUGGCAUUUGCGGAAGAAACAUUUGUCUAGGGGGGACAGGUGUGGGAGAACUGAAUAUUUUUUUGUGUAUGUGCAGCAGAAAAUAUUCUGUAAGAUAUGACCAAGGUCUGAAGAAUCAGGCUGCAUAGAGCAGUAAGUGUAAAGUGACACUAAUAUGUACGUAAUGUUGGGGUUUAACAGUUGCUUGGGUUUGGGUGGUGUUUUUUGUUUGUUUGUUUUUGUUCUUUAUUUUUUCUUUACACUCUUUUUCUACUGAAGACACUUAAUUGUCUGGGUACUGAGUGGGCUGAAUGCCACCAGACUCUGUCCCUGAAUUAGCUGAUCUAGAGUCUUACUCUGUUUCUUUUUAAAGGGAGAAAGGAGAAACUCUGCUUUGUUUUCUCCAGUUAUUAGUGUGUAUGGAUUACUGCAGAACUGGGGCAGCUAAAACACCAUCAGAAUUAGUUAACUAUCAUCUUUAAGCUUGCACAAAAUUCUCCACUAGUCACUGUUCAUCACCAUCAUUCAUCCAAAGGAAAGCCCUUCACCUCCGUCUCAGAAAUCACCGUUACUUCUCUCUUCUCACUUUCCUUUUGUCCCACAGUGGUCUAGGUUGCUACUUGUGUUCAUUACUGCUUGAGGCUGUGUUCCAGAAACACCAAAUGGAGCCCAAGGCCUAUCUUCCACUGUUAGAAGCUGUCAGUAACCUUUUUACUCCCAAGAUUUCUUUUUUUCCGAUUAAUUAUGCGUUCUCUUUUCUCCUAUCUCUCCCAAAGGUAGCAUUUGGCAGAGCCACAGCUACUACAAAGAACUCUAGCUCAAUCAUUUCCGCAGAGCUAUGAACACUUCUGUGGUCACCCCUGGGAGUAGCUGGUCCUUCUAGUUCUAGGAAGGAUAACAUUAUUUUGAUAAUGGUGAAAUCUCAGAGGCAGUGUGGAUGGAGAUCCUAAUCAAAUCCCUAGUUGGACAAGGGGCGGAAGAGAGAGUGUCGAGUAGGAUUUGGCUUUAGAAAGAAGUCAAGGAGCUGUGGAAGUAGUAGAGAGUGUUGUCAAGUAGAUGUUGAAGCAAAGUCCCAACAAGCCAGAAAGCUGUCAGCCCGUAAAGCUGAGAUUAUCCAGGCUUCAACAGUACUAAUGCUGUCUCAGGGUAGUAAUGAGUUUUCACUCAGCAAAGUACAUGCCCAAUGUGCUCCAGCAGUGUUAGGUAUGGAGAAGUGCCAGGCAGGGAUGUGCUAACGAGGUGGCUGUGUUGCACCCCAGAAGAAAUACAGCCACUGGCCUCCUGGAGCAUCCCUGUGAGUCCACUUAAGGAAGCUCCCCCAAGAGCUUCAGCCAUGAUGGGACUUGCUUGGAGGCUGUUGAUGCUGCUAGCUGAGCUUUAUAAAGAAGCUAAAGCAGACACAUUAGUUUGUUAGAUGCUAAGAAAGCAAUGGGAAAAGUCUCAAAGGUUAAGGAUGUUUCAUUUGACAGUUAUGUGAAAAUUUUCUAAAAGAAGUUGGUUUCUCUCAGAGAGACACCCCUUUUACUCAAUUAACAGUGAGUGAACAGGUGAGGAAGGACGAAAGACAUAUAUGAACUGCAAUGACUGAAAGCUGAUCCUUGUGGAGCAAGUGCCCCCUGCAAGCAGCUGAGUGUCUACCAUAACCAUUCUUGGAGCUGCAAACACCUGCCAUGGUUCAGUAGUCACGUAGGUGGAGAAGCCACCUUUGUAAAAUCGUCCAAUAAAUGCCAGUUGCCUGCACUGAUCUUCCACGUGCCUCUGAUAGUCGGUGGCUGGAAGCUGAGCCAGCACCCCAAAUUCAUGCCACCAAAUGCCCCAUCAGGGGCUGAGGCAGAGCUAGAGAAAAAUCAGAAUUCAAUUUGGUAUAUGCAGUUUUUAACUCACCAACUAUAGCAUUCUCUCCCAACUCACCUUGGUGGCCUUUGUAUGAUGAAAGGUGUAUAUAACUGUGAUACAAACCGCCUGCCAUCAUUUCCCUCACAUAUGGACACUAAAGAAGCAUUCAUGGUCUUUUUUCCAAAGCUGUGGAUGUAACAAUUUCAAUAAAAGGGACACAAGUUUGUUUGUCA